AUGAACUACUUGGUUCACAAUACAGUUUUACUUAAUUUCCCAAUUCUCUCUUUCCUGAAAACAUUGUUAAAAUUAAAUUUUACAAUUUUAAGUUGUUAUAGAAAUUCAACUUCAAUUUUCCUCCCAAAAUGGAAGAAAGCAGACGACAUUCUCUUCGUCAUCAAAGACAGCAAUGGCAGGAUAACGACAAAGACAUUUUCCUAUGAGGAAAACCCUGAAAUUACAAAUAUUUCUUCAAAGGAUUUUUAUAAUUGGUCUAAUUACACUGGAAAUUGCACAACCGAUAAUGAGACCCGUGUCUGUAAUGACAGUGGUAAACCCUUGAUUUUUCAAGGCAAUUAUUUCAACAACGUGAAAUUCGUAUCAGUAACACCCAAUGGGUUAUUCAACUGUACCCCUAGGGCAACAGACAUUCAGUGCCGCAUGAUCAGUUACGAAGGAAGCGGUGAAGCUUUUCUAAACCUUGACACUUACAAGCAGCCAUUCAACUACACACUACAUGAUGCGCCAGUUUUCAAAAAAAAGGUCAGCAUAGACCACAAUUUCAAAUUAUUGGAGAUUUCCGGUGAAAGAAUGAAUUCUUCAGCUACAAUUGAUGACUACAGAAUUACUGUGAACAAAGAACCUUGUAAUGUAACUUCACUGAGUGACAAGAAGUUGAAGUGUCACUUCACCGCCUGUAUUGAAACGGAACUUUCUUGUGACAUCAUGAUCAUCCUUCAACAACGAAUGUUUUCUCUGAAAUAUAACAAGGUCACAAAUCAAUUCAUAUUAUAUCUACUAAUUAUUAUCUGUGUAAUUGGAGCACUAAUCUUGGUGAUUAUCAUCUAUUUUGUGUUUGUGAAAUGUUUGAAGAAACAGAAGAAAGAAUAUGAUAUCGACACGUCCAUCACCAUGGGAAUUUACAAGGAACCAGAGUUUGUCGGGCAGAAAGAUAUAAAUGAUGUGGCAGAAAUCGAUGUUCCAUUUCAGAAAAUGACCCAAUAUAUCGAACAAAUAUUAUUAAUAGAUAAACCACGUGGAUACAAAAAAAAUCCUGGUGGAAAAAAAUUACCUUUUGACAUUCAGGAGAAACUGGGCCACUUUGAGGUGUUGUUGAAAAAUAAAUUUUUUAUUUUGAACGUUAUAAAGGCCAUGGAAAGGAAGAAAAAUAUUUGUCACAAUGAAAACUACGAACUCUCGCUUCACUUGUGUCUUCUCCUGUCCUUCAAUUUAGGCUUUUUACGGGAAUUAUGUGAGGAAUUAUUCAAAGACCUCAUUCAUCACACCAAAGAAAAAGAAAAGAAGAAAAUCAUGUCACGGUUUGAUUCAAUAGCAGAGAGUAUCAUAAAGAACUGGUUGGCUUUGUCCAUGUACCCUUAUAUGAAGUUUAAGUUUGAACCAUUGCUGUACAAUUUCGUUAAUGAAGUUCGACAGUUUCUGACACAAGGACCUGUUGACGAAGUGACAGGGAGCAGUCAACACUAUUUCUUCAAAUCUUGUGGAAUUUCCAAACCAAUAGAGUACACGAAGAUUAAUGUUCAGCUAAUCUACAUAGGAAGAUGUGUUCAAGUGUCUGUUCUGUCUUGUGAUUCUAUCUCACAACUAAAGACCAAAUGUCUUGUCGCCUACCAAGCCAAAGAUGUCAGCUGUGUCCUGCUCAACCCAGAAGACAUUCAAAUAGUGUUCAGAGGUUCUGUUCUGAAUGAAUACACAGAAGAGGUUGACAGCAAUGGCUACUCCUUGAUGGCAACGGUCAAUACAUACAUUAUCAGGGACGGAGAUCAGUUGCAUUUUAAAAAAGUUGCGAAGCCAGCCACGUUUGAUAUCGAGACCAGAUACGUCACUCUUGGAGCCAGUGUUAAUAUUGUAUCAAAGAAAGUCAACAAGUCUUAUCACUUGGUUGCCGGAGAUAAACGGAAAGCUCUAUCGAUGACCGACAUUAGCCACAUGAAGCUUCCCGCAGAACUGGAAGCUCUUCUGCUGAAUUUGUUUUCCAAAAUGCUGGACCAAGCAAACACUGCCCCACCUCUAAGAUAUCUUCACAAUUUCUUUAUUCAUCAAGCAUCAAAGUUUUUACUGAACGAUGGAAGCCAAUGGACAAUAAACAGUUUUGUUAUCCAGAUGUGUUCCCAGUUUAUUUCUCACCCGAAUAUUCUUCUGGAUAUACCCAUAGACUUAUGUGUCCAGAAAAACCUCUCAGCUAUUCAAUUAUACAUAAAAGAGGCCCUAUUGCGACCUAAAUCGAUUUCUUCGAAAACAAGUCAGGUGGGAAAACAAAUCUAUGCAAUGGUGUCAAGAUUUAUUUCUCAAUUAAAUGAGCAACCGGAAGUCGAUAAAAGCGUUGUGAUAAAGUCAUUGCAGGAAGCAUCGGCACUCUUCACCAAUGGCAUAACAAUCUACAAAGAAAUCUCUCUCUAUUCCCUCUUGAGGAUAAUGGAGAACAAUUAUGUUGUUGUCUACAAAGCUUUAGAAAGCAACGAGACUGCGCGAAAACUUUGCCUUCAUGAGAAAUUCUCCAAUAUCUUCCACUAAUUAUAAAGAAGCUGCCUUUGUAAAAUAUGGAAUUAUUAUUAUUAUUAUUAAUUAAUACUAUUAAGGCAGCAAGCUGACAGAAUCGUUAGCGAACCAGGCAAAAUGGUUGGGCGGCAUUUCGUUUGUCUUUACGUUCUGAGUUCUAGUGCUGCCUAGUUCGACUUUGCCUUUCAUCAUUUGGGAUCGAUAAAAUAAAUACCAUCUGUAUGCUGGGGUUGAUCUAAUCGACUUACCCCUCCCCUGAACUUACUGGCCAUGUGCCAAAAUUUGAAAUCAUCAUUAUUAUUAUUUCUUUUUAUCACAGGUUUUGUUGGAACUCCUACAGCCAACGGUACCAUGCUAUCUGUUCUUUUCAGCUAUCUAAUACUUUCCUGGUUAUUCUGGCCCUGCCAAAGAGGCAAACCUUUUGUAACAGUUCAUCUGGGCACUCUAUUCUGAUUUCCUUUAUAUUCCCUUGAUGCCUUCUGAUACUGUUCCCAAGGACCCAACAAUAAUUGGCACUAUCUUCACCUUCUUAAUUUUCCAUAGCUGAGUUAUUUCAUACUUAAGAGGGUUGUAUUUAUUUUUUGGCAUCCGUUCUUCGUGGAUCAAAGGGGCAUGCAACAUCAACUAAAUAGCACAUGUGGUGCAUCUUGUCGACCGCCACCAGGUCCGGUCUAUUACACUCUAGCACCUGAUCUGUUUGGAUUGGGAAAUCCCAGAAGAUUUUGCAAGUCUCCGACUCCACCACUCUGUGCAGUUUGUGCUCAUACCACAUCUUGCCUCUCUCUAGCCCUCACUUUUCUCACAGUUUCCAAUGUAGCACUUUCGCUACCUCAUCGUGUCGCCACCACUUGUAGCAGUUUUGGGCAAGUCAAAGGCAUUCGUUCGUGAUAUGAGCAAUGGUUUCAUCCACUCUAUUACAGAUGCAGCAUAAGUCUGGUACUUAUUCUAUCAAUUCGCUUUUGCCAAACCGCUAAUAUCAAUGGAAAGUAAACAAAAUGUGCGUUUGUCUGUGUGCUUAUAUACAUACAUACAUAGAUAAAUAUUCUUAUGCAUUUAGCAAUAUGAGUAGUGAGAUACGAACUCUCGAUCCUCUGGUUGAUAGAUUAUAUCGACUUGGUUCGUUCCACGGCCCAUCUCCCACACCUGCAACACCUCCAGCAUCUGUGUCUUUGAAAAUAUUCUUGGAACUAACGAUUUACCAAAUCUGAACGUUAAUUGUAGUUACUGGGAUAUUCUUAGCUUUUAACGUGUAAAAAUGCUUGGCUUCGGCAAGAAAAUUGUUGCUUAGAAAAGCAGCAAUGGAUAUUGUUGUUGCUGUUGUUGUUGCUGUAGCUGUUUUCUUUCAUGGUAAAACAAAAAUAUAAAAAUUAAAAUUAAUUCUUUAAGAUAGCAACGGUUUAUAAUUUUCCAUGCUUUUUAUUGACGAUACGGGCGAUGAUGAUGAUGAAGAUGAUGAUGAUAGUGACGGUGGUGGUGGUAGUGAUGAGGGUGGUGAUGAUGGUAGUGGUGGUGGUUAUGAUGAUGAUGGUGAUGAUGAUGAUGAUGAUAAUGAUGAUGAUGAUGAUGAUGAUGACGAUGACGGCACUGUUGCUGAUUACGAUGAUGGUGAUAAUGAUGACGACGACGACGAUGACGAUGGUGGUGGUAAUGAUGAUGAUGAUGAUGAUGAUGACGACGUUGGUUAGUUUUGAUAAUAACACUGUGUAAAUUGCUUCUGCUUCUACUAUCUGUUGGUGCCAUACCAAAAGGAAACCAUUUAGCAAAAUAAUAAUCGAUUGCAGAUUUUCGUUUUUUUUUUUCUUUUUGAAAAAUAAACGCCCAUUGAAAGUUAUUCCAUUGU
Messenger RNA from Octopus bimaculoides (California two-spot octopus), 4339 nucleotides. RefSeq names its product plexin-B2. Gene Ontology annotation, molecular function: semaphorin receptor activity. Gene Ontology annotation, biological process: semaphorin-plexin signaling pathway; regulation of cell migration. Gene Ontology annotation, cellular component: plasma membrane; semaphorin receptor complex. The record is from RefSeq and is a predicted model, not a curated record. Lineage: Eukaryota; Metazoa; Mollusca; Cephalopoda; Octopoda; Octopodidae.